CCCCCACCCGAGCAAACAAACACACACAAAAGCAGAAAGAAAGGGUCUUGCUCAGCAGCAGCAUGGAUGUCUUGGCUAGUUAUAGUAUAUUCCAGGAACUCCAGCUUGUCCACGACACCGGCUACUUCUCAGCUUUGCCAUCCUUGGAGGAAAACUGGCAGCAGACAUGCCUGGAGUUGGAGCGAUACCUUCAGACUGAGCCACGGAAGAUCUCCGAGACCUUUGGUGAGGAUUUGGACUGCUUCCUUCAUGCCUCCUCAUCCCCAGAUGCAGAGGACAAUAUACGGCGGCUGGACCCCAUCCUUUUACCAGUGGAGACGAGUACAUGUGACAAAAGCUCCAGCAUGGACAUGAUCCUCUCCCGUGACAAACUGCUGUCUGAGACGUGCCUCAGCUCGCAGCCCACCAGCUCUUCCACAGAAGGCUACACGGCCGUCAACCAGGCCCAGCUCAAUGCAGUAACCUCAUUAACGCCCCCCUCCUCCCCGGAGCUCAGCCGCCACCUCGUAAAAACCCCACAGACUCUCUCGGCAGUGGAUGGCACAGUGACGUUGAAACUGGUGGCCAAGAAAACUUCACUCAGCUCUGUGAAAGUGGGUGUAGCAACAGCCACUGCAGGGACUAUAAAAGGCGGGCAAAGUGACAGUGAGCAAGGAGGGACAGGCACAGAAGCAUCCCCAGAAAACAAGAAGAGGGUUCAUCGCUGUCAGUUUAAUGGGUGCCGGAAAGUUUACACAAAGAGCUCCCACUUAAAGGCUCACCAGAGGACUCAUACAGGUGAGAAGCCUUACAAGUGCUCGUGGGAAGGGUGCGAGUGGCGUUUUGCACGGAGCGACGAGCUCACGAGGCAUUACAGAAAGCACACGGGUGCAAAGCCCUUUAAAUGCAACCAUUGUGACAGGUGUUUUUCCAGGUCGGAUCACCUCGCCCUCCACAUGAAGAGACACAUCUAAAUAUCAGUCAGCUUGGCAUGGAUGUCAUCUGGGCUAAGUGUUGUGAGAUGAAAGUGGAACUCAAGUUACAACGUGCUACCUUACAGGAGAAGAGAACUUGAUCCCAUAUAAUCCUCUGUACAGGGACCACAUGCUCACAGUGUCAUGCACCCAGCUACACUUCAAUACCUACAUCAGUUCUUUUAUGCCUUGCCCCAGCUGGAUGGGAGAAGAUGCAGGCGAGGAGAUGCUAUAGAGGUGAAGUCAGUGAAAAAGAACAAUUGCUUGCAGUACUUCAUCCCUCUUGGAUUUGUUUCCUGUUUUUGCCAAUGGAAAUCAAAGAAAACCGAGGAGGCUUCCCUGCAGUGGAUGGCAGUAGGAGGGGCUUAUCUAACUUGCUUCUCAGUGCAACUCAGUAGAACAAUAUGUGGUCUUGAAGUUGCAUAUUUGUAGCACUAACUUUCUUUUUAAAUAGACGGGGGAAAAACAAUGACCUAGAAAACCAAAUCCCAGUUUGGUAGCCAAAAUUAACCUCUUGGUUUUUUUGUUCUUUCUCUGAGAAUUCCUAAUGUUCAGUGCAUCAGACUUCUCACAGACACUUUGACCUGUCUUGGUUUUGGUUCUUCUUCCUAGAACUGAGCUAUUGAGAUCCUUUUAAGUCAAUACCAGUGGCCUUAAUGGCAGUAGACUGUGGAGUGACACUUGUGACACAAACAUCCUCUUUUUGGCCUGAGUUUAUGUAGACUUCAUGGAGGAUUAUAUUUUUGUUGGUUGUUUUUAACUUUUUUUCUUUUUUUUUGGCUAUUGCACAACAUAUGCACUAGGGACUCUGGGAGCUGCUGCCAUGAUGGCUAAGUAGCCAAGGGAUAAACCCCUGAGAUACAGCACCUAAUAUCUCUGUAAGCCUCACCUUAUUGCCAUACUAGGACUACUUCUUUAUUUUUUGAACAAAAAACUUUCAAAGCUUGUUUGGAAGCUUAAACCUUUUUUCUCUUUUCUCCACAAACAAGUGAUCUUCAGAACUCCUUGUCUUCACCUGGAUAUCAGUCUGGGACUGGCCACACAGGCAUGACUACAGGAUUCCUUCCACAUCAUGUGAGCAUAUUAGCCACAACCCACGGUGAUUUAGUGGUGAAUUAUGUUGCUUUUUCUUGCAGUUCUUCUAUUAACCAAUUUAAAACAUUACCCUUUUGUUUCUGUAAAGAGCACCUGCAGACAUUUUAAUUUAAACCUGUUUAUUGAGCAUCUUACACACAAACCCCCCCAAGCCAAAAAUCCUACUCCAGUCUCUGAGUAGGAAAUCAAGAACCUCUUCCAAGUACAAUGGCUUCAUUCAGCAUUAGCCUGUUAAAGAAAUUAUCAAAGUCCUGCUUUUCUGUUCAUCAAGUUGAUGCUGUAGCCCACUCCUAUAUGAAAAAAUGUAACCAUGUGAGUCGUGAAGGAAGGGAUUUUACAUACAGCAGUGAGGCAUUUCCAAAUGGUUGGUGUAAAGUAUUACUAACCUAGAGGUCCAUUCUGGCCUACGGUGUGAAUCAUCAAGGAGAAGUGGAGGUCUCAUGCUCACCCUUCCGUCAUAUUGAUAAUUUGAUUUCUUUGGCUCAAAGUGGAUUAAAGUCUUCAUUACAAAAGGAAAAAAAAAAA
This is a messenger RNA of Ficedula albicollis (Collared flycatcher), 2573 nucleotides long. It is a transcript of the gene KLF7, whose product is annotated as Kruppel-like factor 7 (ubiquitous). Bases 63 to 953 code for a protein of 296 amino acids. The record is from RefSeq and is a predicted model, not a curated record. Lineage: Eukaryota; Metazoa; Chordata; Aves; Passeriformes; Muscicapidae. Gene Ontology annotation, biological process: regulation of transcription by RNA polymerase II. The transcript is spliced from 4 exons. Gene Ontology annotation, molecular function: DNA-binding transcription factor activity, RNA polymerase II-specific; RNA polymerase II cis-regulatory region sequence-specific DNA binding.